Messenger RNA from Populus trichocarpa (black cottonwood), 782 nucleotides. RefSeq names its product chaperone protein dnaJ 11, chloroplastic. Bases 61 to 576 code for a protein of 171 amino acids. Lineage: Eukaryota; Viridiplantae; Streptophyta; Magnoliopsida; Malpighiales; Salicaceae. The transcript has a single exon. The record is from RefSeq and is a predicted model, not a curated record.
CUCAUCUCCUCAACAUACUUGAUCAACACAACUCGGCAAAACACGCUUUACUUUCCAAACAUGGCCUCCACAACUUGUCUCACGUCUUUUAGCUCCUCCGCGUCUCCUUUUAUUGGCUCAAAAGUUUCCACCAAUCAGUCUCAUUCACCACCACCGUCUCGCGUCAGCUUCCGCCCCUUUCGAGUAUCCGCCGCCUGCGCUUCAACCGCCGAGAGACCCACAUCAUGCAUUGCAACACCAACAUCUGCAUCAUCUCUUUACGAAGUUCUUGGAAUUCAAAUGGGCGCCACGUGUCAGGAGAUCAAGACAGCUUAUCGAAGACUGGCUAGAAUCUUGCAUCCUGAUGUUGCAGCUAACGGGCAAAGGGAGGACAAGGCUUACGAGUUCAUGAGAGUCCACGAAGCUUAUGAAACCCUGUCUGAUCCUGAAAAACGUGCAGAUUAUGAUCGCUCCCUUUAUAGACGAGGAAGGCAAAUGGGCUCUCCGUUUGUGAUGUCUGCUGCUACUGUAACAACAAUGGCAACAGGAUUUUCUGGGUAUACAAGUCAGAGAUGGGAAACUGACCAGUGCUGGUAACUGGGAAAAGAGGCUGUAAGAUCAUAGAUCCUAAUCGAUUUUAGUCCCUUAGAUUGCUAGAUGAAAUUGUAAGAUACAGUAUUGACCCCCAAAUAUUGGGGGAUUAUUUGCUGCUGUAAAUAGUCCAGAUUGGACCUCCAUCUCUUGUAUCAUGUCCCAAGGCGGCAUUUUUUCAGCCUGGAAUUAUGAAUUCUUACUUGUGCUAA